UUUCAUAAUUGUUUUAUGGACUCAUUCAUUUUAAUUUUCUCUGAUUACAGGCUAACAUAUUGGCUGUCAAAUUCCAUUGUGUUGAGAACAAUAAUAAGCCAGGUUACCGGGGAACCAGAACUACUUCUGUCUCCAGGGUCUUCUAUUGACCGGAAUGGUGCUGGAAAAGUAAAAAAUAAUGUGUCAUCUCCAAUAAAAUGGAAGGCUCCCUCCUCUGGGAAGAAAGAAGGAAUGAAGCUCUUAAAUGGAAGUUUCGACUGUGAUAACCCACAUACAUUUAUGUCUACACUGGAGAAGAUUGAAUCGUGGAUCUUCUCCCGAAUAGUUGAAUCUAUCUGGUGGCAGACUUUGACCCCACAUAUGCAGUCUGUUGCUGCAAAGGAACUUAAUGAAGGUGUUGACUCUGGGUCAAGGAAAAACUAUAGAAGGACAUCUAGUUCAAUUGAUCAAGAACAAAGUAACUUUUCAUUAGACCUCUGGAAGAAGGCUUUCAGGGAUGCUUGUGAAAGACUUUGUCCAGUACGAGCUGGGGGACAUGAAUGCGGCUGCUUGCCUUUGUUGGGUAGAUUGGUAAUGGAGCAAUCUGUUGCUAGACUAGAUGUGGCAAUGUUCAAUGCUAUUCUUCGUGAAUCUUCUGAUGAGAUCCCCACCGAUCCUGUGUCUGACCCCAUCAGUGAUUUGAAGGUUCUCCCGAUUCCAGCUGGGAAAUCAAGUUUUGGAGCUGGCGCACAACUGAAGAGUGCGGUAAGCUAUACAAAUUGUAUCUCUCAAACUAUUUAUGAUAUAAGUUUUAUCUUUUUAUAUGUCAGAUCACAACUAUUAACUCAUGAUUACAGGUAACAGGUGUUUUUUAAGCUCGGUUUUGUGUCAA
Messenger RNA from Prunus avium (sweet cherry), 871 nucleotides. Lineage: Eukaryota; Viridiplantae; Streptophyta; Magnoliopsida; Rosales; Rosaceae. The record is from RefSeq and is a predicted model, not a curated record.